Molecule: messenger RNA, 958 nt
Organism: Bombus pyrosoma
Lineage: Eukaryota; Metazoa; Arthropoda; Insecta; Hymenoptera; Apidae
Product: sugar transporter ERD6-like 17
Exons: 1
Coding region: 341-958 (205 amino acids)
Biological process (GO): transmembrane transport
Cellular component (GO): membrane
Molecular function (GO): transmembrane transporter activity
Source: RefSeq, a predicted model, not a curated record
CACAAGCGAAUUACACCAACCAUCCACAAGCGAAAUACAGCCACAAUCCACGCGCGAAAUACACACAGAACCCACAAGCGAAAUACACCCAGAACCCACAAGUAAAAUACACCCAGAACUCACAAGAAAAAUACACCCAGAACCCACAAGAGAAAAACACUCAGAACCCAUAAGAGAAAUACACCCAGAAUCCACAACAGAAAUACACCCAGAACACACAAGAGAAAUAUACCCACGAUCCAGGAGAGAAUUACACCAUCUAAAUAUAGUCACUAAAUAUACUUGGUCAACCAAGCUGCGAGAAAUACUACGACCAAGCAACAGGAACGCUUUGUUAAUCAUGUUUUGCUUGAUCAUGGCACAACAAUUCAGCGGAAACUUCAUCACUAUGCAGUAUCUGAAUGUGUUGUUUAGCAAAAUACCGAUGGGUAUCGGACCAAACGUAGCGACGAUGAUGGUCCUGGCUGUCGGCCUUAUAACUAGCAGUUUAACCACCAUAAUAGUGGAAUGUCUUAAAAGAAGAAAACUUUUGAUUCUGUCUGGGUUCGGAACGUGUUUGACAUUGUGCUUUUUAGGAAUUUACCUUUUCUUAGAUGAACAUGAAUUUGACGUUUCCAACGCCUCUAUUUUACCAGUUAUCGACCUAAUUAUAUAUCAAAUAAUGUAUCAAAUUGGCUUAGGUACGUUACCAAAUGUUCUCCUAUGCGAGUUAUUUCCUGCGGAACUAAAAGGCAUUGUUGGUGCCAUCAUUGUGAUUUUCGAUGGUAUAAUUGGUUUUAUCCUGCCGAAACUGUAUCAAGAUGUUACCGAUACUGAUGGAUGGUUUGCGAUUUACAUUGUCUUCGCGGCAGUAAGCAGUUCGGCAUUUCUGAUGCUGUUUAUAUUGGUACCAGAAACGGAAGGAAAAACAUAUCGCGAGAUUGAAGCGCUUCUACUUAAUACAUAUUUGAGUUCAUAG